AUGGUCUAUAUUAAAUUGAAAUAUUUUACACUUCGUGGUCCAAUACCUGGCUUGUCUCCACAUAUCUUUUUUGGAAAUCUUCUUCAAUCGGGUUUACUAUUAGGAAAAAGAUCAGCAUCUGAUGUCUAUAUAUCGUUCAAGAAACGGUUCGGUGAUAUUUAUCAAUAUUGGCUUGGUUUUAUGCGUUUCAUUGUUGUGCAUGAUAUUGACGAUGUUCAGUACGUUCUUACGCAUCGAAAUGUUUACGAUCAAGGGCAAGUAUCGCUUAUUGGUCUAGUAAUAACAAGUAUUUAUUCAUUUUGGUUACUAGGUUUCAAAUUCAAACGGCAUGGUACUCUUACUAUGCCGUUAUUUCGUCGUAGCAAAAUUAUUUCAAAUAUUAACACAAUUGUUGAUAGUACUGACAAACUAUUAGACAGAUGGCGUGCUAGACCACAUAAUCAGGUGCAUACAGAUGUUGUUGAACAGUGUCAAAAUCUUCUUCUUGAAAUAUUUGGAUUAAUUGCUUUUGAUUAUAAUUUGGAAACACUUGAUAAUAAAUAUUCCAGCAAUAAUAAUGAACUGACCGAAGCCCUGCUCGAUAUCAUGAGUACAUUUAAAAUGGCUAUAUAUGCGCCUAGUUUUGUAUCAAUUAUCUAUAUGAAGUUGAAUACUCGAUUUCAACGAGCAAGAGCAACAGUCGAACGACAUUUUCAUAAAAUGAUCGAACAAGAAUUGGCUGAAAGUCCAGAGUCGAGAGCACAACGAAAGAAAACUUCAUUAAUCGCAUCACUUGUGAAUUCAUUACAAGCCGAUGAAAAAGUCGAAGCAAGAAAAAAGGAGGAAGAUAAAAGAGGUCUUUCACGAAAGGAAGUUUUUGAUGAGGUACUCAUGUUUUUGAUUGCUGGUUAUGAAACGACAUCUACUGCUCUUGCUUGGUCUAUUUAUCAUCUAAGUAAACAGCAAAGAGUUCAGCAAAAAAUCAAGGCAGAACUAAUGGAGAAUAAUGGUGGUCAACAUUUAUCAUUAGAUUAUCUUGAUUCACUUAUUUAUUUGGAUUGUUUUAUCAAUGAAGUACUUCGUUAUUCUCCAACGAUUGACUCAACAUGUCGUUCAGUCACUGUCGACGACUGUCUCCCUAAAAGUGGUACUCGACUUUACAAAGGUGACCAAGUACUGAUUCCAACAUCCUCUCUCGCUCGAGAUAGGCGUCAUUGGAAAAUCGAUCCUGAAUUAUUCUAUCCAGAAAGAUUUCUUGAUGAAGAUAAAAAUCAUCAUCCAUAUGCAUUUCUAGCGUUUGGAGGUGGUCAUCGUCAAUGUCUUGGACAAGAUUUAGCUCUAUUCGAACUAAAAGUAAUUCUAGCUCGUAUGUUACAACAAAUGACAAUUGGUGAUGGUGGUCCUGAAGUAAAUGCAGGUGGAUUUAUUCAGAAACUAACUCUUAUACCUAAACAUGUUGGAGUCACUAUUGAAUUUCAUUGA
Rotaria sp. Silwood1 is the source of this 1461-nucleotide messenger RNA. The record is from the annotation of a GenBank genome assembly. NCBI's taxonomy places the organism in Eukaryota, Metazoa, Rotifera, Eurotatoria, Philodinida, Philodinidae.